Molecule: messenger RNA, 947 nt
Organism: Selaginella moellendorffii
Lineage: Eukaryota; Viridiplantae; Streptophyta; Lycopodiopsida; Selaginellales; Selaginellaceae
Product: 1,2-dihydroxy-3-keto-5-methylthiopentene dioxygenase
Exons: 7
Coding region: 118-789 (223 amino acids)
Molecular function (GO): acireductone dioxygenase [iron(II)-requiring] activity
Source: RefSeq, a predicted model, not a curated record
CUUGAAGAAGAGUUUCUAUCUUCAAGUUGCACUAACAAACCCUGCCACUUGUAGACCAAGAGGGUCCUCCGGUGUCAUCCCUUCUGCGAGGUGGUACCUUGACACCAUCGUUCAUGUAUGGAUUCGAAAUUCAUGCACACUAUGCCUGAAUGCCACGCGAGUUCCCGGUAUAAAAGACGUCCAGCUCUCUACUUCUCCUUCACUCAACCUCAGUCCAUGGCAGCAGCAAGUGUUCACUCCGAGACAGGAGUGGAAGCAUGGGAGUACAGUCCGAGCAUGCUAGACGAGGGGGAUGAUCCGAGGCUUCCACACAGACGCGUUCCAAAUUGCCCAGUCCCACUCGCGCACCUCCAUGAGCUUGGCGUCUUGACUUGGAAGCUCGACCUUGAAGCCACUUCUCUGCUGGAACAGAUUCGAAGUGAACGCGGCUAUCUCUACUCGGAGGUGCUCACUCUCUGUCGUGAAAGUACGCAAGAUUUCGAUGCUAAAGUCCAAGGCUUCUUCAAGGAACACACGCAUUCGCAGGAGGAAGUGAGGUUCAUCUUGGAUGGGAGUGGUUAUUGGGAUAUUCGAGACUUUGAUGGCAAAUGGAUCCGGUUUGCUGUUGGCAAAGGGGAUAUGAUCGUUCUUCCCGCGGGUAUGUCUCACAGGUUCACGCUAGACGCGAAAAACUACAUCAAGGCUUUACUACUUUACACCCAAUAUCCACAUAGAACGCAGCAUGACAAAGCGAUCGUCCAUAAACACAAGAACAAUCUUGCGGACAAUCCUGCUGCAAGGGACGAGUGAGACUGAGAAAAUAGGAGUCAAAAGCGCAAUCUCUGUCAAUCACGAUCUUUGGCCGCUUCCUCUCUCUCUCUCUGACUACGGAUCAGACGACGUCAAUCAAAACGCUAGAAGAAAAAUGGUAUGUCAUCAAUUCGAUCUCGGUCUCUUGUUCUCGGGCU